CGUCACGUGGCACGAAGGCGGAAGCUGUCACAUAAACAUAAACCUCUCGUUUUUUUAUGUUUUCACUCUAUUUUAAUUAUAUUGCUGCCCAUUCAGAAUGUCGUCUGGUCAUGCAAAAGAUUUAGGCUUUCUAGGAGGAAGGGUGCCUCCGGAAAUCGAGUCAAUGUCAAAAAAUCUGAAGGAUGUGGAUCAAGAUCUGUUUAGAAAACUACUGAAAGCUGUGGUUAGUGCUCUGGAGGGGAAGGACUGCCGAGAGGCCAUGAAGUCGAUAGCAGAGACUACAGUCAUCUCACAAGAGAGGCUUAGCCAUGUCAUAGCAGGGAUGCACAGAGUGCUCUCUGAAGCCACUCGCAUCCCUGCAGCGUUACUCAAACAGGAGGCCUUCAAAGAAGAUCUAAGAGAGCUGAGGAUACCUGAAGACUUUAUCACAGAUUUCUGCAGUGUGGUUUUUGGGAACCGUCGAGCGGUUCUGGAGGCAGCUUCUCUGCAGAAGGAUCCUCACCUUCCCACAGUGGACGAGUUUAAAUGGAGAGUGGAUGUCGCUAUUUCUACAAGCUCUUUAGCCCGAGCCCUGCAGCCUUCUGUUCUAAUGCAAAUGAAACUGUCUGACGGGAAGUUUCACCGCUUUGAGGUCCCGGUAUCUAAAUUCCACGAGCUCCGCUACAACGUGGCUCUAAUCCUGAAAGAGAUGAAUGACCUGGAGAAGAGGAGCAUUCUGAAGAUCCAAGAUUGAUCAGCUUCAUCAAGACCUGAUCUGUUGGGAGUUUGGGACUUUAUUUUGAAAUUUCUUCUCUGUUGAUGCAGACAUUUCUAUGACUGAUUCCAAAAAUGAGUGAAUGUGUUUCUGUCUUUGUAUUAAAGUCAUAAUCAAAUGUUGUUUUUUCGUGAGUUAAUUCAAAAAAGCCUAACAGGUGUCUUAACAUUUAGAAGUUUGUGAUUCUGUAAAUCAACUGUAUCUUAAAAAGGCGUAAAAUAUUUUAUAAAUCAGCUCAAAUGUCAGUGUUCACAUGAAUUAUUCUGUGUGAUUUUUUUUUUAACUAAUUAAUAUCUGCACAUUUGCUAUGUUUAAAAAGAUUAGACCAACUCAGAUUUUAAACUAAAAAAACACCAGGGAAAAUAAUUUGACAGGUUAUUCAUUUUUCCUGCCAACCAAAUAUCAACAUCUCGUGUUGAAGAUAAAAUCCUGCCAUUUUUAAAACCCUAAAAGAACCAAAACAGACUGAGAUUGUUCUGUUUAGUAGUAUUUUAUUUUUUUUUUACAUAAAAUUCAUUCAAACAGC
Messenger RNA from Oryzias melastigma (Indian medaka), 1280 nucleotides. It is a transcript of the gene commd5, whose product is annotated as COMM domain containing 5. NCBI's taxonomy places the organism in Eukaryota, Metazoa, Chordata, Actinopteri, Beloniformes, Adrianichthyidae. Bases 98 to 733 code for a protein of 211 amino acids. Gene Ontology annotation, cellular component: nucleus. The record is from RefSeq and is a predicted model, not a curated record. The transcript is spliced from 7 exons.